AUCCAUGCAGAACCUGUCGUUGAGAAAGCCAUGUGAGCGCAUAAUAAUAAUAAUAAUAUAAUAAUUUUUAUUUGCACAGAUUGCGAUACCCACUCGGCAGCGUGCGAACCUCUGUGCGAACCGCGCGACCCGUACAUUCCAUCCCGAGCAUUUAUCUAUCCGAUCUAUCGAUCCAUUGGCGGCGAGAUGAAAGUUACGAAAUUUGCCUCGCUCUUUAGCUGCUUUAGCGCUUAGCAGUCGCUUGGCAGCUUCUUGUGCCAGUAAACGCUAAGCGAAUUCCCUGCUUUCAACCAUCUCCAACAAGCUGCAAGUUGCCCCCAAACGCGCGUACGUCACAUACUGGCAAUGUGCUCACGAAGCUCAAAACACGUCCCUGACACCCAGCGCCUCGAAGCCAUCCUGGCCAUCCGCCAGCCACUACUUACAAGCGGCUUCUCCGAUUACACAAAAUAACAGACGCAAAAAGAAGUAAUCCGGUAAUCCGACGACUCUUACUGGAAUCAGCUGAGAGCGAGCUUCUUGUCGGAUAUGGCGUAACUUCCGUUGCGCCGCUGACACGGCUGACACUGCUGACACCACAGAACUAGACCACUGGACUGCCACGAUGUCCACAAGCCGCCUUCUACGAGCAGUGCGCUCAGCUCAACUUUACGGACCUGCCCGCAGCCAAGCGUCUUCUGCGAAAGGCCUCGACAUCUCGGGAAUCUACCCCCCGAUCACGACGCCUUUUGACAGUACCGGUAGCAUCGCCUACCCCGAACUCCAAGGAAAUGUAACUCGCUGGUCGGCCUUACCAUUCCGCGGCAUCGUGGUUCACGGCUCCACAGGCGAAUGCGUCCUGCUCUCGCAGAAGGAGCGGCUCAUGGUCGUAGAGACCGUUAGGUCGGUUCUGCCCGACGACAAACUCCUAGUCGUCGGUGUCGGUCAAGAAUCGACGCGGGCCACGGUCGAACUAGCCGUCGAAUCGGCCAGGGCCGGCGCGCAAGCCGUGCUGGUAGUCACACCGUGCUUCUACAAGGGCAGAAUGAGUUCUGCGGCGUUGUCCGCGCAUUUUAAGGAGGUGGCCGACAGUUGUCCCGUGCCCGUGAUCCUGUACAGCGUACCAGGGAACACCGGCGUCGACCUGCCGGCCGAGGUGGCCAUCGGCUUGGCAUCACACCUUAACGUCCUCGGAAUGAAGGACAGCGGCGGCGAUGUGACCAAGUUGGGGUACAUUGUACACAAGACGAAGGAGCAUGGCUUCCAGGUCCUAGCCGGAUCGGCCAGCUUCCUGCUCCCGGCGCUAGAAGUGGGUGCCGUCGGCGGUAUCUGUGCCCUGGCCAAUACUCUGGGUGCAGAAGUGUGCGAACUGUAUGAAAAGUUCCUGAAAGGCGACAGGGCCGAGGCUCGUGCCCUGCAGCACAGACUGAUUGCACCCAACACGGCCGUCACCAAACAGUUCGGGAUCGCCGGUGUUAAGGCGUCCAUGGAUUGGUUCGGCUAUUACGGCGGUCUCGUCCGGUCCCCGCUCUUGCAGCUUGGCAGCGAUGACUGAGGAAAAGCUACAUUUCUCUAUAAGUUGACGUCCACUUAAGCUUAAUAUUGUCAAAACAAGUAAUGAUAUUGCGAAAGCUCGUGGAAUUUAUAUGUGGGGAAGAAAGACGAUUUCUGUUUCUUGCUGACAAGUUUCACUGAAAUAGAUGUGUCAUUCUUUUUACGAAAGUAGGCCGAGGUGGAUGUUGGCUCAUAGAGGAAGUUUGUUUUUCUCAGUCAUCUUUUGAUUCAGGAGUAACAUCAUGUUCUCAAACUUUCGCAUUCUAUCCCAACCGCUAGCGUCACAUUCUCACGAAGUUUGAGCAUUCAGCGAUGCAUAGUUUAUGUACCCGGGACGAGGAAAUCGGUUCUCUUCGGAACUCCCUGUACAUUCUAACCAGACCUUAACAGUUGCAUUCAACAUACUGUAAAGAUUGGUUAUAAUGAAGUCAGCGGGAAUUGGAAAUCACUUCGCUAUAUCUGCUAUAACCGACUUCGGUUAUAAUGAAGUGCAAAAAGGAAUGGGGAAAUCGUGAUCGCUUCGCUGUAGCCACUAUUUCGUUAUAACCGACUUCGUUAUAACUGGUCUCAACAGUAUUCUGAAGCAUAUGUGCAAAAUAUGUUGGCAAGACAGUACUAAGAACAAGACUUCUCGUGCACUGAUGGUGAAGACGCCCCCAAACUUGCACAGAGAUAAACAUGUUCAAAUGUUACCAUACAUGUGUAGCGACUCUUUCGCGGCAGAAAAAAGAAUUUUCUUGCGAAUAAUUUUUUGUGAGAAAUUAACCUGCAGAAGACUACGAUGGAAAGGGGAUGGCUAGGCCUACAUUUCAACAUAAAUGUGAUGGUGGGCGGCAUCACAAUUUGAAGAACCGUACGCAGAAAAAUUGCUAAAAUUUAUGCCAGUUUGGGUUUCCGGGAGUUCUUCAGAUGUGUAUUGCACAAUCAUAACUGGCCCUUCAUAUUUUUCCACAUAAAAUAUAAAGAUACAAGGAUAAUAAAACACCGUA
Molecule: messenger RNA, 2522 nt
Organism: Ixodes scapularis (black-legged tick)
Lineage: Eukaryota; Metazoa; Arthropoda; Arachnida; Ixodida; Ixodidae
Product: 4-hydroxy-2-oxoglutarate aldolase, mitochondrial
Exons: 2
Coding region: 605-1534 (309 amino acids)
Biological process (GO): N-acetylneuraminate catabolic process
Molecular function (GO): N-acetylneuraminate lyase activity; 4-hydroxy-tetrahydrodipicolinate synthase activity
Source: RefSeq, a predicted model, not a curated record